Molecule: messenger RNA, 210 nt
Organism: Akanthomyces muscarius
Lineage: Eukaryota; Fungi; Ascomycota; Sordariomycetes; Hypocreales; Cordycipitaceae
Exons: 3
Coding region: 1-210 (69 amino acids)
Source: RefSeq, a predicted model, not a curated record
AUGCCUCAGCGCAAAUCCGUCGGCAAUGCUAAAAAGCGCGAGGCCAACAUCUAUAAUACCCACGACAAUGACCGCCAAGAUGCGUUCAUCAUCAUAAUAGAUUCGGCAUUAAUGAUUGAUCGGUCCAUCGUAACGAUCGAUGAGCGAAUAUCUGGCUGCAGGAGUGUAUGGAGGUCGUCCAGGCAUGCAUCGUGGCAUCAGACCGGAUAA